CAGGGCCGGAGGCGCGGGGAUAGGUAGAAGGAGCACCAUGUCCGCGGAAGUCCCCGAGGCAGCGUCGGCCGAGGAGCAAAAGGAAAUGGAAGAUAAAGUGACUAGUCCAGAGAAAGCUGAAGAAGCUAAGUUAAAAGCAAGGUAUCCUCACUUGGGACAAAAGCCUGGCGGUUCUGAUUUUUUAAGGAAACGAUUGCAGAAAGGGCAAAAGUAUUUUGAUUCUGGGGAUUACAACAUGGCAAAAGCAAAGAUGAAGAAUAAGCAGCUUCCUGCUGCAGCCCCGGAUAAGACAGAGGUCACUGGUGACCACAUUCCCACUCCACAGGACCUUCCUCAGCGGAAACCAUCCCUGGUUGCUAGCAAGCUGGCUGGCUGAUUAAAAGAACUGAACUGCAUGAGUCUUCUAAUGUCCUUUAUUUCUCCUUAUUGCGUUACUUAUCCACUUUCUGUUUCCUUUCCACUCACUAUGUCAUUUGAGACUGACAGCUUUGCAGGUAGUGGUAGUGUGUGCUACUGUUGUAAGGGAGCAUACAUGUGUAGAGGUUUUGGUUAGUUUUACAGUGCACUGAUACAGAGGACAUGUAACAGCAACAUAAGUAAUUGACGUGACAAUAAUUGUACAUAUAUGGCCUAACUGUUGUAGGGCUGGCUUCAACAAGUAGCAAGCAAGUUUUACAGCUUGAAUGCUUUUUUGGCUUUUCUUACUUCCUCAUAGUUACAGCUUUAUAUGUUACUCUUAUUUAAUAGAACCUCUGUUGUAUUGAUUUCUUCUGUAUUUUCCUUUUGAAUUUUGUAAGACAAGUUUAAGAUCACAAGUUGGAAGACAAGUCACAUAAUUCAAACACAAGUUAAUGGGCUGCAAAAGAUUUGAAUAACUGCUUGGACUUGACGGCCUUAAACCUGCUGUUCCAGCUGUAACAAGAGCAUCUUACCUGGGCGAUAUUUGCCCAUUCUGGUGUGGUUUGUGUGACUCCAGUGCUUACCAGCUGUCAUUGAAGCUAGUACUCUUCCUCGGUUCUACAGUGUGGGGACAGCUUUCUUUGUUGAAGACAUGAAUGGGUGUGCAUGUGCACUGACUAUUGCAUUCACUUUUGUGCCAUUUUUGUAAAUACAAUAGUUUUGCACAACCUUUUACAAAUGUCUGUAUUAAUUUCAUCAUAUUAGAAAGUAGAAAAUGUGCCAACCAGAAGCACAAGAAUUCCUACACAAAUCUGCCUGCCAUUACUGCUUUUUUAUAAGAAUAGUUUACAAUCUUAAGCUUAUUAGAAAACCAAACUGAAAUAUACUCAGCCUGCUACAGAGUUAAGCUUUUCAUUUGUUACUAAUAUUCAUGACUUUCAGUGGCCUUGUACAAAUAUGAUAUGUUGCUUAGGCAUAUCUUUUGUUCUAUGCAGAACAUUUCAUUUUGACUUUUACAGAAACCAUCUAAUCGAUAUAAACUUUCUUACUGUAGAAACUUUUUACUUCCACACUCAAGUUUGGGGACACUAAAGUAAAAGCCUUGCAUUCUCUGCCUUCUGUUUCUUCUCAGCCCCUAUCUUCUCUUUACUUUGCUUCUGUGACUCGUAUUGGGCUGUUCCAUUUAUAUAAAAGCAUAAUGUAUCUUAUCUUUACUUUUUAAACUUGCUAAAAUAAAAGGACUUUUGUGGGGGGUUUUGUUAUGCUGAGGAUCAAACCACUGUCUCAUGUGUGCUUAGCAAGCACUGUACCUACCACAAAACUACACUCUUAUCCCUAAGGGAACUUUAUAAUGAAGCAAGUAGUUGAAAAGUUUGGUCUAGGAAACUAUGUCAAAAUAGGCUGAAAUCUGGUGAAUAAUGAUGAACUAGGAGAAUUGGGCUUGUAACAAUUAGAGGGAUUUAUAUGAUAGGCAAAACAUUCAGAUUAAAAUAUUUAGGUCAUGUCCGAUGCAUGGCAUUUUAAUAAAAUAGCAGUUUAGUUUUACUUAGACAUUAGCACUUUAUUGGGACACAUUUACUGUUAGCGCUCCCCCUCUCACCCUCCAGGAUGUCGAGCUGUAGCAUGUUAAGCAGUAGCAGCCUGAGCUGAUGCAGUUCUUCCUUUUCAUCUCGGGCUGGAGGCCCAAGAGGCCUCCGCCUCUGGAAUCCAGGCAUCAUUUGUAUUAUGGCUACAUUUGUAAAUCUGCUUUCCUGUGGUUCCACACUAGUGAUUGGUCCUGCUUGAUUCAACCUGAGGCAGAAAAGCAACACUUUACACUCCAUGUUGACAAUUUUGCAGCGUAAUUCUGUGAGUAUAUUUGUAAUGAGCAGAUGGGUUAUUUUGUAAUGUGUGCAGUUUAUCAUAGGAUUGCUAUCUAGUCUUUUUUUACGGAUAUUUGCAAGCCCAUUACUAUUAAGUUCAAACACUAGGUAGAUGAAUCUAAGGGUGACCAUGCUUCCUGAACACCAGAUUCAUAGUCUAUGACAAGUGAGUAACACCUGCUGGAGUUUUGUGAAAUAGGACACUGAUAUUUAACCUACCUCAAGACUUGAGGAUCUGUGAAAUACUAAGUGCCCCAAAUAAAAGCAGUCUUUAUCAAAAGUAAAUUUCCUCACUAAACCAACCUGCCUUCUAUAAAGUAGCAGUGCUUAAGUAAAAUCUCAGGAUUUUCUUCAAGAAAAGACCUGUUAAGGAUUUGUACGAAUAGCUGCAUGGCUUCCAUUGGUGCUUGAGAGAGGUUUUACAUUUCCUGAUUUUUGUUCUGCCUCAAAGUUCAGUUGUAGAUAUUUUCGCAGGCUCUUUGGUCAUCAUUUAGUGAAGAUUUUGAUGAAAUGAACUUAAUUGUCCAUUUCUAUGUCAAAGUUGUGUCUGGGGAGUGGCUAAUUUUAACGUUAAAGUAAAUUGAAAUUGAUAAAAAUACUAAAGGCAAAUUGGCUAAUGUCUAAAUCUGUCUUGUUCAGUGGUUCAUAGGAGAAACAUCCUGAAGGCUCCAUCUGACUUCACAGUUGCAGCUCGUGUCUAGUUGGAAUAGCAUUUGGAUGGAUUGGAGGGAACAUGUUUGUAGUCUACAAGUUGUUAAAGAAUCUUGUACUGCUGCUCUGGAAAUAAUGUCCAAGCUAUUGAAGGCAGUCAUGCCAAGGCCACUACUUGUUAUUACUUCCAUGGUUACAAUUAGUUGCUCUUAUUACUUGAUGUCAUCAAAAUAUACCUCUGAAUAUGUAUUGGUAGUCAUUACUAAGUCAGACUUGUAUUCUUAAUCUGAAUAUCACAGAGUCUUGUAUCAAGCUGAAUUAUCAGCCUAAACUCUGCUGUAAAUUUAGUGUUUGGUCAAAAGCAGGUAGCCUAUGGAAAGAGCUGUUCUGAGGAGUUACCAAGGCCUUGUCUGUUUUGGCCUCGUCACACCCCCCAACAUUCAAACUCAUUGUAACCUAAUUCCCUCACCAUGUCCAGCCCUUACAUGUAAGCACUUAUAUCUUGUAAAGCACCAUCUCCCAUCUCAGCACGCACUGCCAGUCUUACCUGGCUUUCUCCAACUUGUUACUGCCACUUUUAGAAACUGGGAUCAAAAGAACCUGUGGUGUCUCAUCUAUAGAUAACAAUUGGAUAUUCUUGGUAGUUCCAGCUUUUGAAGUAGGUAGGUCUGUGGGUUUCAUUCUAUAAAUUACUGGUGGUGGUGACACCCAUAAAUGUAUGAUCAUAUAGUGUUUAUCAACUAAGCAGCAGUAAAAAUAAACAUCUAACUCCUUUAGUUCCUUGCCCUCAAUUCUGGCACUGCUUCUCCACUGUUUGAUAUGCAGUAGGACACUGCCUGUAUGCAAAGGCCCAACAUAAAUGCCUUUUCGUGUUAAAGAUGUCUGUAGAGUUGGCGGUUAAUGCUGAAGUUUGUCAAAUAGCCCUUCCAAACUUACAUUUGUAAAAUACACUCGAAAUAAAUGGAUCUACCUAAUUUUUAUUGAUUUUAA
Messenger RNA from Meriones unguiculatus (Mongolian gerbil), 3902 nucleotides. It is a transcript of the gene Arpp19, whose product is annotated as cAMP regulated phosphoprotein 19. Gene Ontology annotation, cellular component: cytoplasm. Gene Ontology annotation, molecular function: protein phosphatase inhibitor activity. The record is from RefSeq and is a predicted model, not a curated record. The coding region runs from base 38 to 376 and encodes 112 amino acids. The transcript is spliced from 4 exons. NCBI's taxonomy places the organism in Eukaryota, Metazoa, Chordata, Mammalia, Rodentia, Muridae.